AAAAAGACCCUAGAAUUAGUCCAAGCGGAUCUCCAUUGUAGGGUUUUACGAAGAGGAAACCAGGGUUUUCCCGCAGGGAGAUGGAUAGCUCCAGCUUGGAUCAAACUCUGCAAGAGGGCAAACUCUUCAGACAGGUCAAUUCGCUAAUUGUUGCUCAUCUUCGCGACAACAAUCUGACUCAGGCUGCAAGUGCUGUUGCUUCCGCAACUAUGACACCACUAAAUGUGGAAGCCCCGCCUAAUAAACUUCUUGAGCUGGUUGCUAAGGGUCUUGCAGCGGAAAAGUUCGAGGCUUUAAGAGAGACUACAUCAAAUUCAUUCUAUGAUCUGGGUGCAGCAGUUUCUGUUCCUCUCGGGCGCGCUGGUGUUGUUGAUUUCAGUGUGCAAGAUAUGAAAGGCUCAUCGAAGAGCUUUCCUAAGCAUGAGACACGACACCUUUCAGAACAUAAGAAUAUUGCCAGAUGUGCUAGGUUUAGUCCUGAUGGAAGGUUUGUUGCUACUGGAAGUGCAGAUGCAUCAAUAAAGCUAUUUGAGGUUGCAAAGAUUAAGCAAAUGCUGCUGCCAGAUGCCAAAGAUGGACCUGUUCGACCUGUCAUACGAACAUUUUAUGACCAUACACAGCCAAUAAAUGAUUUGGAUUUUCAUCCUCAAUGUUCCAUCCUUAUUUCUGGGGCUAAAGACCAGACAAUAAAGUUUUUUGAUAUCUCAAAAACCAAUGCAAAGAGAGCAUACAGGGUUAUCCAGGACACACAUAAUGUGCGCUGUGUCUCUUUUCAUCCCUCUGGGGAUUUUCUUUUGGCAGGAACUGAUCAUCCAAUUCCGCAUUUGUAUGAUAUCAAUACCUUUAAGUGUUUUUUACCCUCAAAUGUCCCAGAUAUUGGCAUCAAUGGAGCCAUAAACCAGAUCAGAUAUUCUUGUACUGGAGGCAUGUAUGUUACAGCAUCUAAAGAUGGUGCCAUUCGAUUGUGGGAUGGCAUCACUGCCAAUUGUGUGCGCUCAAUAAUUGGAGCACAUGGAACAGCAGAAGCUACCAGUGCAAAUUUUACUAAAGAUCAAAGGUUUGUGCUUUCUUGCGGGAAGGAUUCUACCAUAAAGCUUUGGGAAGUUAGCUCUGGAAGAUUGGUUAAACAAUAUCUUGGAGCCACACAUACUCAAUUAAGAUGCCAGGCCAUUUUUGAUGACACAGAAGAAUUUGUUCUCUCAAUAGAUGAAUUAAGCAACGAGAUUGUUAUAUGGGAUGCGAUGACAACAGAACAAGUGGCCAAGUGGCCUUCUAAUCACGCUGGCGCACCCCGCUGGCUUGAACACUCACCGGUGGAACCUGCUUUUGUUUCUUGUGGAACAGAUAGGUCAAUUCGGUAUUGGAAGGAAAUUGCAUGAUAAUGCGGCUUGGUUAAGGUUUUACACACAGACUGGGCGAAAACUAGCUACAAGAAACAUUUCAUGUAUAAUGAAGGAAUUUCUCCUCAUCGCUCAGCUUGCUGAAUCGGUUAAUUCAUCUCCCUUUUCCUUCUAUCUCCUUCCCAGUUUUAGUCCGCGGUUCCUCUGAAGUAGGGUAGACUCCCAAAUACUGGUCUAAUAAUGCUUAUUGGUCUCAUCUGCUAAAGGCUGCUACUCUUAGAUUAGACUUAUAUGCGACUACCGAGGAUGGGAAUUGCAAACCUCAAAACCAGAAUCAACACGAAAGAGCAGGCUAAUUUGUGUA
Messenger RNA from Neltuma alba, 1704 nucleotides. Its product is annotated as cleavage stimulation factor subunit 50. Gene Ontology annotation, biological process: mRNA 3'-end processing. The coding region runs from base 81 to 1379 and encodes 432 amino acids. The transcript is spliced from 14 exons. Lineage: Eukaryota; Viridiplantae; Streptophyta; Magnoliopsida; Fabales; Fabaceae. The record is from RefSeq and is a predicted model, not a curated record. Gene Ontology annotation, cellular component: mRNA cleavage stimulating factor complex. Gene Ontology annotation, molecular function: RNA binding; protein binding.